AUGCAAUUAGAUUAUUGCAUUUUUGGAAGCAUCCAGGCCCAGGCCCCCCGCCAGCUGGGUGCCCCCCCCCGGAGAGUGGGGGAGGGGAAAAAGACAGGCCCCCCCCCCCGACCCCUCCACAUGAGCCCAGGUGCUGCCGGUCCAGCGGCCAAGGAGCUACUGAGCUGCCCCGGGCUGGGGGGAGGUGUCCCGGGGCGCUGGACCCGCCCACUCCUGAGGCAGCCCACCAAUGGCCGGGGAGUGGGAACCCACAGGAGCCAUGGGAUAGCUCUGAGCAGCAUCAACGCCCUGAUCCACCGCGUGAGGCUGACGGCAGCUGGCCUGGAACGAAGCGCCCUAACAGACCAGGCCCUGCUGGACGCGCUGGUUGCUUACAGGCGCAGAACGACCAUGGAGCUGAAAUCGGCUCUGAAGGAGCAUCAGGCAAAAGCUUGUAACCCCAAAACCUGUGGCUGGCUCUACUAUGACGUCUUUGACUGCACCAAUUGCAGGAAGGCCAAAGCCGUGUGUUUGAAGCAGCACCACUGCCUUGUGGACUCCCAGGCCCGGCUCUCCCUACGGUACCGGCCCCCGGCCCCCGGCCCACCCAUCGCCCGGACUGGCGUCUCCGUGGUGCUCUGUAUGGGCGCCUUGCUCUUCCUGGCGCUGAGUGUCGCGGCUGUCACCUACUGGAGGAACCAGCAGUCCCUGAGGCAGUAGGACCCACACACCCCACACACACCGCCCGUCCCAGGCCCCAGCAGCUGGCUGGGGACAGGGCUGGACGGACACCGGAGCCCCCAAGGAGGAGAUCACAGACGGGGGCGCUAGCUCCGGCUGUUAGCCCCCAGCUCCCCAAAUCUCAGAUCCUCUCCCACCCCUGCUCUACUCCAGCUGGAAAUUAAACACAGACAACAAGG
This is a messenger RNA of Dermochelys coriacea (leatherback sea turtle), 899 nucleotides long. RefSeq names its product IZUMO family member 2 (gene IZUMO2). The transcript has 7 exons. Lineage: Eukaryota; Metazoa; Chordata; Testudines; Dermochelyidae. The record is from RefSeq and is a predicted model, not a curated record. The coding region runs from base 1 to 699 and encodes 232 amino acids.